Zingiber officinale is the source of this 1320-nucleotide messenger RNA. RefSeq names its product ESCRT-related protein CHMP1. The transcript has 2 exons. The record is from RefSeq and is a predicted model, not a curated record. Gene Ontology annotation, biological process: protein transport; late endosome to vacuole transport; endosome transport via multivesicular body sorting pathway. Lineage: Eukaryota; Viridiplantae; Streptophyta; Magnoliopsida; Zingiberales; Zingiberaceae. The coding region runs from base 448 to 1062 and encodes 204 amino acids. Gene Ontology annotation, cellular component: multivesicular body; ESCRT III complex.
CUCUCGCUUUCUUGCCCUGGCCAUUGGAGAAGCCUUCCACCCUCCUCCUCCUCCUCCUCCUGCUUGUGGAUCAAGCCUGGCAUUUUGCAUUCUCCUCUGGGAAUUGCAGUUGGCUUCGGCAUUCUGCACAGGGAGACAUAAAGAUGAAAGGGACGUGAGCAGGCUGCAAAUUAUCACUGACCAAGGAGACUCAGUUGAUUUUUGGUACAGUAAAUAAUUUUAUGUUAGAAAGAAAGGGAAUUUUACGUUGAGGCUCUGCAUUGAUGGUUGUCGAGGACGACUUGAGGCCCGACUUGAGGCACGAACGAAAGAUCAAAGCCUUUAACAACUUAUUGGGCCUCUAUAUUAGGCCUCAAUAAAGCCCAAAUAAAGUCGUUAACAAUAGGAAGUCCUUUUCUCCGUUUCCGGCCAUCUUCGCUAGCCCUAAGCCGCGCCUUCGUCGGCGCCAUGGGGAACACGGAGAAGCUGAUGAACCAGAUCUUUGAGCUCAAGUUCACCUCCAAGAGUCUGCAGAGGCAGGCGCGCAAGUGCGAGAAGGAGGAGAAGUCCGAGAAGCUCAAGGUGAAGAAGGCGAUCGAGAAGGGGAACAUGGACGGCGCCAGGAUCUACGCGGAGAAUGCCAUCCGGAAGCGCACGGAGCAGAUGAAUUACCUCCGCCUCUCAUCCCGGCUUGACGCCGUGGUCGCACGGCUCGAUACGCAGGCCAAGAUGCAGGUCAUCGGGAAGUCGAUGGGGUCGAUCGUCAAGGCUCUCGACUCCUCCCUUGCCUCCGGAAACCUACAGAAGAUGUCCGAGACCAUGGACCAGUUCGAGCGCCAGUUCGUCAACAUGGAGGUCCAGGCGGAGUUCAUGGAGGGCGCCAUGGCUGGCUCUACCAGUCUCUCCACUCCCGAGUCAGAGGUCAACAGCCUCAUGCAGCAGGUUGCUGAUGACUACGGUCUUGAGGUUUCCGUAGGUCUCCCUCAAGCUGCGUCGCAUGCCAUCCCUUCUGCCAAGGAGAAGGAACCGGUGAAUGAGGACGAUCUUUCGAGGCGCUUGGCAGAGCUGAAGGCGAGGGGUUAGCUCCUCUCAAGGUGUCGGAAAAAUCUUGUUGAAACCACUAUAAGUGCAUCGUCUAUGCUAUUAUUCUCGGUGUCUGCCAAUAAUGCUUCAUAGCCGUGUAGCAUACAUGUGUAACAACAAUCAAUUAUCAAUUCCAUUACAUAUUUGAACUGGGAAAAUCAAACAGACUGUUUUCAGAGCUUAUGAUGGAUCUAUAAUACACUUGUUGAAACUUGUGGUGGGUCCACCAAAUUGAUUGAAGCUUUGGUGCUUUCUCCA